AAUAUAUGUGACUGUACCAGGAAAUUUGACUCACUUCUGUAGUUUGUGAAUUAAGGAAACAUCAACAAAGUAUUUCAUUGGACUUAUCAAUGCAUGCAUAUACUCCUACAUAAAUGAUGAGUCUUACAUUUUAUAUUACUUUCCAGGAAACAGCUCUAAGAUCCCACUAAGAAUAUCUAAAAAGUUUGUUUAAAAAAAAAAAAAAAUUGUUAAGACAGAUGCUAAUACAUACUAUAGUAUACAGAACCCCAACAACUAAAUCUACAGGUGUAUUGUAUUUUUCUCUCUCUGCAAGGAUGGUGUCCCCAGCCAUCGCUCUGGCCUUUAUUCCCCUUGUACUGACACUGCUAAUUAGGUACCGCUACUACUUCGUGCUCUUCUAUCGAGCUGUCCUGGUCAGGAUAUGGAAAGACUGUGUUACUGGUUUGAGCCGGGAGGAGCGUGCAUUUCAGUAUGUUCUCACCCAUUCCACCCCUGGAGACCCUGACAGCAUCCUGGAUGCCUUUGAUUUCUGGUGUAGCAGGGUGGAGUUCAUCAGCAACAUUGGACCAAAAAAAGGAAAAAUCUUGGACCGGCUACUGAUGGAGCAGAGCCCUCUGACAGUCCUGGAGCUUGGUAGCCAUUGUGGAUACAGCACCAUUCGGAUAGCCCGGGCUCUGCCUCUUGGGGGCAGACUGUACAGCAUUGAGAUGGAUGCAAGGAAUGCUGCUAUUGCUGAGAAAAUCAUCCGCCUAGCAGGGUUUGAUGAUGACACAGUGGAGCUCAUUGUGAAUCCGUCUGACGAGGUGAUCCCUCUGCUCCGGUCUGACUACAAUUUGGAGAGGCUGGAUUUGGUCUUCAUGGACCACUGGAAGAAAUGUUACCUGCCUGACCUGCAGAUGCUGGAAGGCUCUGGCCUGCUGGGAAAAGGAUCUGUGAUUUUGGCUGACAAUGUGCUGUUUCCUGGGGCACCAAAGUUCCUCAGAUACAUCCGCAAAAGCGGCUUGUAUGACUGGAAGGUCCACCGAGCCACACUUGAAUAUAGCAAGGGCAUCCGAGAUGGGAUGGCUGAGCUGGUGUACCAGGGAAUUAAGUAGACUGGGUGUCACAUUCUAAAUGAAAUACACAUUUUCAGGGUGGCCGUGGUAUAAUUCAUGUCAUGGCAACUGUUUGGGAAUACUGAGAUGUGCAAAGUCAGCUUCUAGUUUAGAU
Molecule: messenger RNA, 1191 nt
Organism: Cololabis saira (Pacific saury)
Lineage: Eukaryota; Metazoa; Chordata; Actinopteri; Beloniformes; Belonidae
Gene: tomt
Product: transmembrane O-methyltransferase
Exons: 4
Coding region: 219-1076 (285 amino acids)
Biological process (GO): dopamine metabolic process; catecholamine catabolic process; developmental process
Molecular function (GO): catechol O-methyltransferase activity
Source: RefSeq, a predicted model, not a curated record